Coccinella septempunctata (seven-spotted ladybird) is the source of this 1333-nucleotide messenger RNA. RefSeq names its product phosphatidate cytidylyltransferase, mitochondrial. Gene Ontology annotation, cellular component: mitochondrion. Gene Ontology annotation, biological process: CDP-diacylglycerol biosynthetic process; cardiolipin biosynthetic process. The record is from RefSeq and is a predicted model, not a curated record. Bases 246 to 1277 code for a protein of 343 amino acids. Gene Ontology annotation, molecular function: phosphatidate cytidylyltransferase activity. NCBI's taxonomy places the organism in Eukaryota, Metazoa, Arthropoda, Insecta, Coleoptera, Coccinellidae. The transcript has a single exon.
UUUAUAGUGAAUUAAUUCUUGCAUGCAAUAGCAUCCCUCUUUGGAUUGCAAAACCAAAUAUCUCAACAAAUUGAAAACUUGUAAAUAUAGUUCAUAUUUGACAAUUAAUCUGUUAAUGCAGCCGAGCCCUUUAAAAGGAGAGACAGCUUGAGCACUUGCGUCAAAAUGACACUUAACCUGGUUUCCUUUUAAGGUUAGUAUUUUUCUUAUGGAAAUUUAAAUUUGAGAUAGUUUAUUUUCGGAAAAUGCCUUCUAAUGCUGUUGUAUUAGCUCCAAUCUUCACAAGAAUACUUGCUAGAUUUCCGCAGCAGCUUAAUUUCUGCUUCGCUUAUGGAUCAGCGGUGAAAAAACAGCUCACAAAUAAUUCAAAAAAUAAUAUGAUUGAUCUGAUAUUUUGCGUAGAUAACUCUUCUAAAUGGCAUGAAUUAAACAUUAAGCAGAACCCUUCGCACUACAGUGGUUUGAAAUAUUUUGGACAUAACUUCAUAUCUAAGUUCCAAGAAAAUUUCGGUGCAAAAAUAUAUUUCAAUACUUUGGUUCCCAUUGAAGGGGUAAUGAUAAAGUAUGGUGUUAUAUCAACAAAAGAUUUGAUCACAGAUUUACUGGAAUGGUCUGAUAUAUAUCUUGCAGGAAGACUUCAUAAACCUGUGGAAGUUUUGAAAAAUACAUCCAAUUCAGAAUUAAUAACUGCACUACAGUUGAAUUUACAAUCUGCAGUUCAUUCUGCCUUACUUAUGCUUCCUGAAUCAUUUACAGAGUAUGAAUUUUACCACAUGUUAUCAAACCUUAGUUAUGCUGGUGACUUUAGAAUGAUAAUAGGUGAAAAAAAAAAUAAAGUUGAAAAUAUUGUGAAACCUCAAUUAAAAUCGUUCAGGCAAUUAUAUAAGCCUAUUCUAAAAACACUGUCAGAUUAUGUUGAUUUCCCAAACUUGAAAAAAGAUCAGUCGACUGGAGAAGAUUCUGUCCAGAAUAAAAUACCGACAAUAUGUUCUCAAGACAUAAGCCCAUUAGCUAAAUUACAUCAUUUGAACCAACUACCUAGAUGGCCUCAGAAGGCUUUAACAAGAUUAUGGAAUCGAGGGAGUUUAAGACAAGAUACAGAAGAUGUUUUACGUGCUAUAGCUUAUGAUCCUGAUUGUAAUGAAAUUGUAUUCAAAUGUAUCAAUCAAAUUGUUUGGAAAUCCUCAAUCAGUCAAAGUGUGAAAGGAGUAGCAACAGCUGGAAUUUUCAAAAGUGUGCAAUAUAGCAGCAAGAAGCUUAGUAAAAUGAUAAUUUAGAAGUUUUAGAAAGUGAGUACUUGCUCUGAUUAUCAGAGCAAAUAUAUAAGAGAAUA